Lathyrus oleraceus (garden pea) is the source of this 864-nucleotide messenger RNA. RefSeq lists its product as uncharacterized. The transcript has a single exon. The record is from RefSeq and is a predicted model, not a curated record. Gene Ontology annotation, molecular function: zinc ion binding; nucleic acid binding. The coding region runs from base 1 to 864 and encodes 287 amino acids. NCBI's taxonomy places the organism in Eukaryota, Viridiplantae, Streptophyta, Magnoliopsida, Fabales, Fabaceae.
AUGACUAUUCAGCAACUCAUGGGUUCCCUACAAGCAUACGAAGAAAAACAAAAGAGAAAAAUUAAACAAAAGGAGGCUAUGGAGCAACUACUACAACUCAACAUAAAGGAAGCAAAUUAUGCGAAUUACAAGAGCCAAAGAGGACGAGGUCGUGGCCAAGAUCGUGGGCGUGGACGAGGACAUGGAGGAGAAGGAAGAGGCAGUUACAACAACUACUCUAACAAUGGAGAAAGAAGUUGGAAUCCACAAGCAACAAGAGGUCGUGGAAGAGGAAAUUCAUGGUCGAGGUGUGGCAAAUCACAAAUCAAGUGCUUCAACUACAACAAGAUCGGUCACUAUGCAUCUGAGUGUAGAUUCUCGAAGAAAGUUGUGGAGAAAGCUAACUUUGUAGAAGAAAAAGGCAGAGAAGAAGAAACUUUGUUGCUCGCGUGCCAAAACCAAGUUGAAGAGAAAAGAAACAAAUGGUACCUCGACACCGGCGCAAGCAAUCACAUGUGUGGCGAUCGAAGCAUGUUCGUAGAGAUCAAUGAAGCGACAACUAACAAUGUCUCAUUUGGAGAUGACUCAAAGAUACCAGUCAAAGGCAAAGGUAAAAUUCUUAUACGCUUAAAGAAUGGGAGUCAUCAAUUCAUAUUCAAUGUCUAUUAUGUUCCUAACAUGAAGAAUAAUAUUUUGAGCUUGGGACAAUUAUUAGAGAAAGGCUGUGGCAUCCACUUGAAAGAAAAUAGUCUUUUCUUAAGAGAUUGUAGACAUAACUUGAUUGCUAAUAUGCCUAUGUCAAAUAAUAGAAUGUUCCUCUUGAACAUUCAAAAUGAUGUUGCAAAGUGUCUCAAGACUUGCUAUACCGACUCUUCGUGGCUAUGA